GUCCGAACUGCUGCCGCGCUGAGCCGGAGUCUGGAGGAGGAGGAGGAGGAGGAAGAGGAAGGAGAAGGUCCCGAUCCCCGCGGCUCCGAGAAGGAGGAGGAGGAGGAAGGCUCGUCUGUGCACGGGAGGCUUCUUCGCCCCAGCAGCAGGAGGAGGAGGACCCGAUCCCCGGGGACAUGCCAUCUGCUCAGUUUCCUGCAUAAGACUUUGAACACUUUAAAUCAUGUCGCUCAAAAGAGGACUUUACGAGUGUCCGGAUCCAGCGUGCUGGAGAGCGGUGUUGAAUGUUUACGGGGACGCAAUCACAGCUAAAGGAAUGAAGCAGAAAAAUCUCAUCGCCUUGGAUAGAUGGUAUCAGGAGGAACUUCCAGGGUCUGUAACCGGACGGAAGGAGAAAUAUUUGACUCGAGAGGAACUGGUGAAACUGAUGGAAUGGAAGCUUGCUAGAGGCAAGUUUCGCCCACGUUUGCAACAAUUGGUGGCCACGAACUCCAGUGAGACAGUGGAAGUGUGUACCAAAAGAUCCUUCCAGCUUCUCCCAGAUACAGCAGCUGCUAUCACUGAACUGAGCAAGCUCAAGGCUGUGGGACCAGCCACAGCCUCAGCUAUUCUGGCCGCAGGAGCCCCCGAAGUGGCAGCAUUUAUGGCAGAUGAAGCAGUCGGCUCCAUCCCCGGCCUCAGCCCGAUUCAGUACACCCUCAAGCACUACCUGCUCUACUUGGAUAGGAUCAGAGGUUGUGCCCAGAAGCUGAGCGAAGCUGAUCCGGAGAAAACAUGGACUCCUCACUGUGUGGAGAAGUGUCUCUGGGCCUGGGCUGUUGCCGAAAAGCUUAAUCUGCCUUUGUUGAAAACGCUUUACGCAGAGGACGAAAAGGUCAUCAGCAACGGGGCCGCAGACACACAGCCCAGGAAGAAACAGAGGAGAAGAUGAAGCAGGUCCCAGAUAUGCUGUGAAUGUGGCCUUGGGGUUAGCCUCCAUCCUUCUGCAUACCAAGCAGUGUUCCCUCUCACAGGGAUUCCCAGAUGUUGUUGAUGACUACAACUCCCAUAAUCCGCAGCCGAAGGCCAUUGCAGCUGAGGAUGCUGGGAGUUGUAGUGAACAGCAUCUGGGAAUCCCUCUAACACAGAUACCAAGUCUGAAGAUGGACUAGACAGACACCCACCCAUUCUCUUUCAUCUCAGCCAGGGGUUCUCAACCUUCGGUCCCUGUCUGUUGUCGGACUACAGCUCCCAUCAGCCCCAGCGGCCUUGUGAACCCCUGAUCUAAGGGGUUAAUAGGGGGAGUUUGCACGGCUGGAUGUUCCAGGGAGCCAGGACGCCUGGAUCAAACAAUGCAACGGCAAUGACGUCGCAAUAAAUGCAGGGUGCAGAACAUGCAAAAGUUGUCUUGUGCAGGGGGGUGCAUGUGGGUGUAGAGGGCAUUUGCCAAGGGUGGUGCAUCAGAUUCCAGCACUGAGCAGGAGUUGGUCAGAAGAAGACCUCUAAGGUCCCUUCCCAAACUCACACCUAAGGGGAGAGUCAGUGGAUGGGAGGAACUGCAGGAACUGUGCACCUUUCCCCAGCCUGCCAGCUCUCUCUAGAAAGUCUCACCUGCCCCCAAGUUGUUCUCCCGGCUGGAUUCCGAAACUGGCGGUAUGCCCAGGUUGAGGGACAUUUGUGUGGAGUCGUGUUGGAGUAGGACUGGGGAGACCUGAGUUCAAAUCCUCAUCCAGCCAUGUAACUAAGAUGGUUUAGUUACAAGACGGAGGUACUGACUGUGGGGAGCCAGGACCCAAGAGAUGAUUUAGAUCUGCCUGUUCUGGGUGGGUUACACUCCCCCUGAAACAUUUAAUUAAAACAUUAAAAUCAUGAGCAUUAAAAUCAUUUAAAACCAACAGAAAAAAUUUAAAACUAUAAAUCUCAUUAAAAGCCUGGGUGAAUAAAUGUGUCUUCAGUGCCUUUUAAAAAGUCACUGAAAUAGCCCCCUGACCCCCCGUAAAUGACCCCUAACCCUCAGAUUGACCCUGGGACUCCAGAAAUCGGCCCCUCAAAUGGCCAACCUUUUCUUUUCUUUUUCUUUUUUAAUGGCACCAGCCACGAAUACUCAAGUCGUGGUUGGCGAAGGGGGUGCCAGUUUGUCAAUCGCGGGUACUCAAAUCCACGAUUGGCAAACCCGCGGUUGGGAAGGGACAACUGUACCACUAGAGGGCACAUCUUGUCUGCUAAUUUACGUUUGUAGUACAGUUCGCUCUUAUGUUGUGCGGACUGAUCUGUGAAAACGUUACUAUGGUGUCUUCAGAGUCAUGAGAUACCUUUGUAUGAAUCUCAAAAAUAAUACCCUAGGAGAGCAGGUCUUGUAGCAAGCAUGAAUUGCCCCCUUUGCUCAGCAGGGUCUGCCUUGGUUUGCAUUUGAAUGGGAGGCUACAUGUGUGAGCACUGGAAGAUGUUCUCUGUGGGGAGGGGGCCUCUCUCGGAAGAGCGCCUGCCUGCUUGAAUGCAGAAGGCUCCUUGGGUUCUCCCGUUAGUGCUGAAAGAGAGGUGAAGUGCUGGGAAGGCCUGUGGACGCUUGGAGGACCUUCCAUGGAGGGGUGGGGUUUGCAGCCACAGACACACCACCAGCUGGGAUUGUCUGGUUUGCUGGGUUCUCAGACCCAAAUGGACAUCCCUGCAUGCUCCUAUGGGGCAGGAGCAGCUCACCUGCUCUCCAACCCACCCCCUAACGGUCGUGUGGACAAAUCCUUGUAUGUGCCUCCAGCGUAACGUGUGAAUAGGGCUGUUGUUAAGGGGAGCGUGGGGCAGUUCUGUAGGGCCUUCUCCAUUUUAAUUAUGUUUUAGAUUGGUUUUAUUGUAACCCGCCCUGUGAUCGUUGGGUAUAGGGCGGGCUAGAAAUGCAAAUAAAUAAAUAAUAUAUACAAGGUUA
Molecule: messenger RNA, 2899 nt
Organism: Hemicordylus capensis (graceful crag lizard)
Lineage: Eukaryota; Metazoa; Chordata; Lepidosauria; Squamata; Cordylidae
Exons: 6
Coding region: 224-931 (235 amino acids)
Source: RefSeq, a predicted model, not a curated record